AUGUUCCUAAUUUCUUGGCGUGGUUACUGGCAAGAACUUAUUGAAACUUUAGUAUGGGCACACGAAAAAACUCCUUUAGCUAACCUUGUUUAUUGGAAAGAUAUACCAGUUGCUCUGUCUAUUGUACAAGCACGUUUAGUAGGUUUCGCUCACUUCUCAGUUGGUUACAUUUUUACUUAUGCUGCAUUCUUAAUUGCUUCAACAUCUGGUCGUUUCGGUUAA
This is a messenger RNA of Volvox carteri f. nagariensis, 222 nucleotides long. RefSeq lists its product as uncharacterized. Gene Ontology annotation, cellular component: thylakoid; membrane. The transcript has a single exon. Lineage: Eukaryota; Viridiplantae; Chlorophyta; Chlorophyceae; Chlamydomonadales; Volvocaceae. The record is from RefSeq and is a predicted model, not a curated record. Bases 1 to 222 code for a protein of 73 amino acids. Gene Ontology annotation, biological process: photosynthesis.